Molecule: messenger RNA, 362 nt
Organism: Macrobrachium nipponense
Lineage: Eukaryota; Metazoa; Arthropoda; Malacostraca; Decapoda; Palaemonidae
Exons: 3
Coding region: 51-362 (103 amino acids)
Source: RefSeq, a predicted model, not a curated record
CAGGUCUUUCAGACGGGAAAGGAAGAUAACAGAAUUCUCACGUUGGAAAAAUGAAGCCGUCAACUUUGUGGGUGGUUGGUGUUGCUGUUCUUUUGUUUGCUAAUCUGCUCAGCGCUGUUGAUGCUGCCACAGAAUAUGAAUAUAAUAUCAUCCCGUACGAAACAUCGUGGCAAGUCUCCGAUCCCGAAGGCAACAAUUUCCAAAACUUUUUCGAGAUCAAGCUGCCGAAUGGCGACGUCUACGGGUCCUACUCGGUCCUGCUUCCGAACAACGAGAUCCACACCACCACCUACAACGUCACUGGGAACAAAGGAUACCGACAGACGAGGAGCAUCGUCAAGAUUAAUCCACUUUGUUUAUAG